This is a messenger RNA of Sander lucioperca (pikeperch), 2448 nucleotides long. Its product is annotated as mitofusin-1-like. The record is from RefSeq and is a predicted model, not a curated record. Bases 12 to 2276 code for a protein of 754 amino acids. Lineage: Eukaryota; Metazoa; Chordata; Actinopteri; Perciformes; Percidae. Gene Ontology annotation, cellular component: mitochondrial outer membrane. Gene Ontology annotation, biological process: mitochondrial fusion; mitochondrion localization. Gene Ontology annotation, molecular function: GTP binding; GTPase activity. The transcript has 18 exons.
UUGGGAGUCAGAUGUGUGUUGAACAGAGAGGAUCAUGGGAGCUGCCGGCGGCUUGGUGCGGACGAACACGAUCGACCUGUGAACCUGAGGGACUCUCUGAACACGGUGUCAUGGAUGACGAGGAUCCGUCUCCUCUGCGGCGUUUCGUCGUGGCGAAGCGUUCGAUCACCUCCAUCUUCGAUCAGUUGCUGGACUUUGUCAAGGAUGGCUCCGCCUUCGUGGACGAGGUGUGGCGAGGAGACGACCUGGGCUCGGUGGCCGUGGAGGAGCAGAGUCUGGAGCUGCAGAGCUGUGAAACCAAACUGAGGACCAUCAGAGAGGUUCUACUGCGGAGACACAUGAAGGUGGCCUUCUUCGGCAGGACGAGUAACGGGAAGAGUACGGUGAUCAACGCCAUGCUGAGAGACCGCGUGUUGCCGAGCGGCAUCGGCCACACCACCAACUGUUUCCUGAGGGUCGAAGGGACCGACGGAGACGAAGCUUACCUCACCACCGAGGCGUCCAAUGAGAGGAGGAGUGUCAGCACGGUGAACCAGCUGGCCCACGCGCUCCACAUGGACCCCACCCUGGACUCUGGCUGUCUGGUCAAGGUGAUGUGGCCUAAAAGUCGCUGUGCUCUGCUGAGAGACGACCUGGUGCUGAUGGACAGCCCCGGCACAGAUGUGACUCUGGAGUUGGACAGCUGGAUUGAUAAGUUCUGUCUGGACGCCGACGUCUUCGUUCUGGUGGGAAACGCCGAGUCAACGCUGAUGAACACGGAGAAACUAUUCUUCCACAAAGUCAGCGAGAGAAUCUCCAAACCCAACAUCUUCAUCCUCCACAACAGAUGGGACGCUUCCGUGAGCGAGCCCGAAUACAUCGAGGAGGUGAGGAAGCAGCACCUGGACCGCUGCGUGAGCUUCCUGUCCGAGGAGCUGAAGGUGGUCGGGCUGGAAGACGCUCCGGGGAGGAUCUUCUUUGUCUCGGCCAAAGAAGUCCUGAACUCCAGGAUGCAGCGAGCGCAGGGCAUGCCUGAGACAGGUGAGACAGGUGGCGCUCUGGCCGAAGGUUUCCACGAGAGACUCAGAGAGUUCCAGAUGUUUGAGAGGACGUUUGAGGAGUUCAUCUCUCAGUCGGCGGUGAAGACCAAGUUCGAGCAGCACACGGUGCGAGCGUGGCAGAUCACCGAGGCCGUCAAAGCCGUGAUGGACGCCAUCAACAUCGCCUCCGCUGACAGGAAGAUCUUGUGUCUGGAGGAGCGAGAGGAGCAGAGGGACCGGCUAGAUUUCGUGCGAGGACAGAUUAUCCGUCUGAGCGACAGCGUCAAAGAGCGGAUCAGGACUCUGACGGAGGAUGUCGCCGCCAAGGUGGCGGUGGUGCUGACUGAUCAGAUCCGAUCACUUCCUGUUCUGGUGGAGGAGUUCAGAGCCGACUUCAGCCCCACACAGGAAACUCUGGAGCUCUACAAAACUAAGCUGCUGCAGCACGUGGAGGAGAGGCUGGUCGGCUGUCUGUCCCACCGCUGCUCCACCAGCGUCCUAUGGGACGUCCGAGACACUCAGAGCCACAUGAUCGACAGCGUCCGUCCCCUGCUGUGUCCGUCCCUCCCCGAGGCGCUCUCCGCUCCCUCUGCGCCCUUCGACCUGACCUUUGACCUCGGCCUCGCCGCCAUCUGCGCAGAUUUCCGUGAGAACAUCGAGUUCCAGUUCUCUCUGGGCUGGACGGCGCUCGUCAGCCGUUUCCUCGGCAACGCCAACGCCAAGCGGGCGCUGAGCAGCGCCGAUGCACGCAGGCAGGAAAGCUCCAGCUUUAAGGACGAGAUGGUGGUUUCCAUAGCAACAGGCCUGGUCUCCGUGACGUCCCGGGCAUCCAUGACGGUGCUAGUGAUUGGAGGAGUGGUGUGGCGCUCCGUGGGCUGGCGUGUCAUAGCUCUCUCCGUGUCUCUGUACGGUUUCCUCUUCCUGUACGAGAAGCUGACGUGGACGGACGCCAGCCGUGAGCGUGCUCUGAAGAAGCAGUUUGUGGCGCACGCCGCAGGGCGCCUGCGGGCCGUCAUCCCCGCGGUCAGCGCCGCCUGCAGCCAGCAGGUGUACAAGGAGCUGUGGUCCACGUUGAGCCGUCUGUCUCAGAGAGUGGACCUGAGCGAGGCCGAGCUGGAGGGGAACAUCCGGACGCUGAGUUUCAGGAUCCAGAGACUGGAGAACAUCCAGCGCCGGUCCAAGGCCUUCAGGAACAGAGCCACGGAGCUGGAGACUCAGCUGGAGGUCUUCUCCGCUCGCUACCUGCAGGGAAACUGACCACGAAGGAGAACGGGGGCGUGGCUAGAAGAGAUACAGCUACUGCCGGGAGAAACGCCACAUUACUCUAAAUCUAAGCUAAUAUAUUAACCCUUGUGUUUCCUCGGGUCAACUUUGACCCGUUUUCAGAGUUUUUAUAUCAGAAAUAUGGGUUUCUUUGAACCAAAAUGCC